Molecule: messenger RNA, 1897 nt
Organism: Spirodela intermedia
Lineage: Eukaryota; Viridiplantae; Streptophyta; Magnoliopsida; Alismatales; Araceae
Source: the annotation of a GenBank genome assembly
AUGAGCUCCGGCAACAACACCAUAAGCGCCGCCAUCGAGGCCGUGGGGGGAUGGGGCCUCCGGCGGCUCCUCACGGAGAUACACACCGUGGAGCUUCUCCUCGCGGCGGCCAUCUUCGUGGCCUUCCACUCCCUGAGGCAGCAGAAAACGCAGGGCCUGGCCGUGUGGCCGGUGGUGGGCAUGCUGCCGUCUCUGGUCCUGGCCCUGCGCCAGGACAUGUACGAGUGGGUCACCGAGGUCCUCAACCUGCAGAACGGGACCUUCGUCUUCAAAGGCCCCUGGUUCACAAACCUCCACUGCGUGGUGACGGCAGAUCCCCGGAACCUGGAGUUCAUGCUCAAGACCAAGUUCAGCAGCUUCCCCAAGGGGGAGUACUUCCGGAACACCGUCCGCGACCUGCUGGGUGACGGCAUCUUCAACGCCGACGACGAGACGUGGCGCCGGCAGAGGAAGGCGGCCAGCCUUGAGUUCCACUCCGCGGAGUUCCGCAACUUGACCGCGCAGUCCCUCGUCGAGCUGGUCCACUCACGGCUCCUGCCGGUGCUGGAGUCGUCUCGCCGAGCAGGCGAGACGGUGGACCUGCAGGACGUGCUGCUGAGGUUGACUUUCGAUAACGUAAGCAUUCUCGCCUUCGGGGCCGACCCGGGCUGUCUGAGCCCCGGGCUACCGGAGAUUCCCUUCGCCCGUGCCUUCGAGGAGGCGACGGCGGCCACCAUCGUGAGGUUCGUCACUCCGACCGGCAUCUGGAAGGCCCUGCGCUAUCUCCAGCUGGGGACCGAGCGGACGCUCAGGAAGAACAUCUUGGGGGUCGACGAGUUCGCCUACAAGGUUAUCAGCACGAGGAAGAAGGAGCUCGCCCUGGAGUCCGAUGAGAAGAAGGCCCCAAGGGCAGACUUGCUGACAAUCUUCAUGAGGCUCAGGGACGACGACGGUGAGCCCUUCUCCGACAAGUUCCUGAGGGACAUUUGCGUCAACUUCAUCCUCGCCGGAAGGGACACCUCCUCGGUGGCGCUGGCCUGGUUCUUCUGGCUGCUGGGCCGCAACCCGGGUGUGGAGGAGAAGAUCCUCGCCGAGAUUCGCGGGAUCAUCAACGACAGGGAGCCUUCCUCCAGCACGGCGGAGAAGGACGGUUCCCCUCUGGUUUUCCGGCCGGAGGAGGUGAAGAAGAUGGAGUACCUGCAGGCGGCGCUGUCGGAGUCCUUGCGGCUGUACCCCUCGGUGCCGGUGGAUCACAAGGAGGUAGUAGACGUACAUCUUUUUCUACUCCCUCCCCACGUAGCCCGUAUAAUCUUCACCGUAUACUCUCCCAACCGUCUCUUUCUUUGCACGAGUCCUGCGCGGUAAGUACAGAUAUUCUAACUGCAUAUUAGGGUAACGUCCAAGGUUCCUCCUUUUUCUGUUAGAAUCUCUCUGAUCAGAGCAGAUGGGUCUCCAUCUUGUGAAAACCCUCCCGUUUCUCUCUCUUCUCUCUCUCUCUCUCUUAACAUCGGAGGGAAUCGCUGUUGCUCGUACACAGCUGGUGGAGGACGAGGUGUUCCCAGACGGGACGGUGCUGAAGAAGGGGACCAAGGUGGUGUACGCCAUCUACACCAUGGGAAGGAUGGAGAGCAUAUGGGGCAAGGACUGCAGAGAGUUCAAGCCGGAGAGGUGGAUCAGGGACGGGCGAUUCGCAAGCGAGUCGGCCUACAAGUUCACCGCGUUCAACGGGGGGCCAAGGCUCUGCCUGGGGAAGGACUUUGCUUACUACCAGAUGAGGUUCGUCGCCGCCUCCAUCCUCCUCCGCUACCGCGUCCACGUCGUCGAGAACCACCCUGUGGAGCCGAAGCUGGCGCUGACCAUGUUCAUGAAGCGCGGCCUCAAGGUGAACCUCUCCCUUCGAGAGGGCCACCCCAACUAA